Nycticebus coucang (slow loris) is the source of this 5830-nucleotide messenger RNA. RefSeq names its product lipocalin 12 (gene LCN12). The transcript has 3 exons. The coding region runs from base 4098 to 4859 and encodes 253 amino acids. Lineage: Eukaryota; Metazoa; Chordata; Mammalia; Primates; Lorisidae. Gene Ontology annotation, molecular function: small molecule binding. The record is from RefSeq and is a predicted model, not a curated record.
UCCUCCCUGGAGCCCAGCCCCACCCCCCCUCUUGUCCUGGAAUGGCCAGGCUAUCCUUGCAGCAGCUGUUCCCACACUGGCUGGGGUGGGGGUGGUGCUCACGUGCCCACCCCACCAGCACUUAUAACUGGAAGAGCACUUCUGCAGCUCCCCAGGUGGGGAUGCCUCCUGCCUUUCUCCAGCCCAGGAGGUUCUGGGGAAGCCAAAUACAACAAAGUUAACAGCAGCUGGCCAACUGGAGAGGCACACAGACCCCCAGGGCAAAAGCAGUGAGUACAGGUGGAAGCACAGGGCCUGGCUUGGUGCAGGACCUUCUGUGCUGAGGACACAGCCCAGCGGCCUCCCUGAUUAGAGAAGGCUGGGUCCCCACAGGGCCUUGCAUGGGCAGGGGUCCAGGGAGACUGUUUUCUGCUCCAGACAAGCUGUUGACUGUGAUCCCAAAUCUUCCCAGAGUGCCCUGUAGACAGGCUAGGUGCAGGAAGGGGUGUGGCAGCCCAUGCUGAGUGCAGGGCCAAGGCUGCUGCCGGCUUCCUGGACCACUGGGAGGAGGUGGAAGAAGGUAGAGGUUCAGGAGGAGCUUGGGACGACCGAUACGUGUUACUUGCAACUUUUCUAUUCUAGGCCAUUCCCUGAACUAGUACAGUGUGGUGACCAGAAAAGGCACAGCAAACUCUCCUAUCAUAGGGACACUGAGGUCCAGGUGGCCCCAAGUCCCCUGUGAACAAGGCUGGGUGAGGGGAGGAGGUGGCUCAGGUUUGGGGGCCCCAGUGGCUGAGAGGACAUGGCCCAGGACAGGGCACCCAGAGUACAGGGAGGAGGUGGCCCAGGAGGGGGAACCCAGGAGCUGAGAGCGGGUGGCCCAGGACAGGGCACCUGGGUGAGGGGAGGAGAUGGCCCAGGUUGGGGAGGGGGAAAGACAGAGGUAUGGAAGAGGUGACCCGGGCCAGCAGCUCUUAGGCAGGUUGUGAGCCAGAGGUGCCUGGCACAACGGUGACCUUCAGCUCAGAGUCCAGUUCCCCCAGGCUCAGCUGGCAGUGGAGGUGGGGAAGGAGGGGUCAGGUGUGGUCUUUCCUUCCCAGCCCUGUUGUCCUUGGGGCCCCAGGGCGAUGGAGCCCCAGCCCAUCAUUGCUAACCUUCGGUGGUUCUCUAGGGGUGCCUAUGUCUUCCACUGGGUUCUGCCUCUCAGCGCCAUCCAACCAGCCUUCACCCCUGGGUGGGCAGCUCAACCUGCUAUAUCCUGUUCCUGCACAGCAGCCCACACCGUGGUUCAGGGAGGUGGGGAGCACCUGGGGCUAGCAGGCCAAGGCUCUGUGGAGGGGCACUCCCUGGCUUGACCACAGCCGGGCCCUGUUGGGCAGGACUGUGCCAGGUCACACUCUCUGUCUGGAAGGAGAUAUUCUGUGACAGGGGUGACUGGGGCCUCUGUCCCUAAAGUGGGACAGUUGGAAGAGAGACGAGGGGUGCAGAGCUGGGGUGCUCGGGAAUCUGAAAGCAAGGGCUUGGGGCACACAGUGAGUCCCUGCCCCUCAGGUGAGGACCCAGGAGACCCUGGGGGAUAGGAUGGCCAAAUCAGGGGAGGCCCUGCCCCAUCCAGCACCUGCCCGUCCUUCCAGUGCUAGGGAGGAGCCCUGCCAGGUGGCCCUAAGGAAGGAGGUCUGGAGCCCGCCCUCCAAUGGCCAUUUCCUCCUCUGUUGGUUGGGCAGGGAAUGGCCAGGAUGAGGCUUUGGUACACGGUGUGGCUUCUGCUCACACUGCUGGAUGUCCUAUGGGGUCAGACCCUGAGUCCCCAGCCUGUGCCAUCUCAGAUGCAGAGCUUCCAAGGAGAACAGGUAUGGGGCUCCCAGGCAGCUGACCAAAUGUGGGGAGGGAGGAGCCCAUGCACUCCAGGGGGCACUGCCCAGGGUGUCCAGUCAGGUCAGCCCACUCUACCAGGGCUGGGACCGUGCUCUCAGGACCCCCAGACAAGUCUCCAGCCUCCAACAGAAAAGGACCCUAAACAGAGUUCUUGGGUCUCCCUCCUGGAACCCCUCCCAAUCUCUCUCUAUAUGUGGGGAGGCUCAGGAGGGCCACCCAUGUCAGGGCAGCUCUGGCUCCUGCCAGUGUCACUGGCACAGACCUGGCCCCAGGGCCACUUGAGGAGACCAGGGCUGGAGGGAGGGGGCUCUGGCCCUGCACCGCCUGUCCCCACAGUUCCAGGGAGAGUGGUUUGUCCUUGGGCUGGCAAGCAACACCUUCCAGAAGGAGCACCGGGCCCUCCUGAGCCCCUUCACAACCACUUUCGAGCUGACUCCUGAUGGCCACUUCAAGGUGUCAAACGCCAUGACCCGGUGAGUGGCUGUCCCUGCCGUCCCAAGCAGGUGAGGACCCCAGGCCUGUGUCCCAGUGUCCACAACUCAGGUAUCCCCUGGGCUUUGUGGCCACGUCCUGAGGCCCCUUCUAAUGCUAAGUUCAGCAUUGAUGGCUUUAUGACUGGCUGCCAGUGACCAAACCCAGCUCAGAAGGUAAGCAUUUCCUGGGCUGCAGAUCUGUAUGCCUAGAGCUGAUGGAUUUCAGAUACAGCUGAAUCCAGGAGCACAAACACUAUGCUCAGCCUCCAACCCCAGUUCUGCCUGUCCCACCUGCCUUCUGCUCACAUGGCAGACAGCCCAAGCUGACAGGUCUCAGGUUCCCAGUGAAGCGGGGAGGGGGCAUCUAGGCCAGCCUGGGAACAGCCUCUGAUUGGCUCUUUGUGAGUCACGUGCCCUUCCUGACUGGGUCACUUCAGACAGGAGGGCAGGGGCUCUGAUUGGCUGGGAGAAGUAGGUCCUUGGUGGGCAGCCUGCAGGACUCUUGUGGGGGGCGGUGCAACCCCUUUGGGGGAUACCAAUACCACUACCAGCUUCUUCACUCUUGCCCUGCCCCCACAGGCUCAGCUGCCCUCCUCCAUCACCUGCCUGGCCUGCAGGGGGAGGGGAGGACCAGGUAACCUCACUGCUUAAGAGAUUUUGGUUCCAUGUAGCAUAGUGUCUACAACACACAUGGAGGCUUGGUGGUAUAGUCCCAAAGUAGCUCCUAACAGGAAGGAGAGGGGACAGGUCAGCCUUCAGGAGACUGGGAGCUACACUUGGCCCUCUGCCCCAAGCCCAUGGCAAGCACAGCCACCACCAGCCCUGGAAGUCAUCCAUGCAGACCCGUCACUGAGGAGUCUCCAGUUCCUGGGGAAACCCUGACCCAUCCCAGAGAACACAGGACUGGACCCUUCUCUCCCUACCCCCACCACUGCCCUUGACCCUCCUGGAGGUGCAGUAUGUGACUUGUCCCUCCUAAGGAGCACAGCCCAAGGCCCCUCAGAGGCCUUGACCAUUCUCAUGCUGGUGGCUCUUCUUUGGCCUGAAAAAGAACCCCAAAUCUGGGUGGUGCCUGUGGCUCAGUGAGUAGGGCGCCGGCCCCAUAUACCGAGGGUGGCGGGUUCAAACCCAGCCCUGGCUGAACUGCAACCAAAAAAUAGCCGGGCGUUGUGGCGGGCGCCUGUAGUCCCAGCUGCUCGGGAGGCUGAGGCAGGAGAAUCGCUGAAGCCCAAGAGCUAGAGGUUGCUGUGAGUCCUGUGACAUCAUGGCACUCUACUGAUGGCGGUAAAGUGAGACUCUGUCUCUACAAAAAAAAAAAAAAAGAACCCCAAAUCCACGUCAUGCAAUGAUGAAGAAAGGACAUUUUCUGGAACAAAUCUCUAGUUCCCAGUUUGGGGCCCAUGGUUGAUUAAUGGGGGAGGCCAGGGGACCCAGCAUGAAUGCCGCUCAACCACGAGGGCACCGGAGCAGCCUCCCCAUGCCCGUACCUGCAGGCCAGGCUGCACUUUGUCACUUCUCAAAAAGCACUUCGCCCUGCAAUAGUGGACGCCUUGCUAAGGAAUGGCAGAGUGGGGCUCCCAGGCCUGCUCAAGUCAGCCCGAGGCGGCUGCCUCCAUCCUGUGCCUUCCCUCACUUCCGCUGAGCCAUCAGCCUCAGCCCCUGCAGCACUCAGCAAAGCCCAGGGGCUUGCUGGCCAUGAUGCCCACAGGAUGCACCUUGCAUUCCCAGUGAGGGGCACCCCCAGAAAAAAAUGUCCUUUUUCAUCAUUGCAUGACGUGGAUUUGGGGGUCUUUCUCCCGCCAAAGAGAAGCCACCAGCAUGAGAAUGGUCAAGGCCACUGAGAGGUUGUCUGUGCUCCUUAGGAGGGACAAGUCACAUACUGCCCCUCCAGGAGGGUCAAGGGCAGCUGGGAGGCUGGGGCGAGAAGGGUCCAGUCCUCUGUGUUGUCUGAGAUGGGUCAGGGCCCAAACAGGGCUCCUGGCCACUCCUACUGUGGGUCCCUGUGAAUGGACAGCUGAAUUCCUCCUGGGGGGCGUUCUGGCUGGGCCUGGGCAACUUCCAGAGCCUUCUGCCCCUGCCCAUCACUCUUGCAGGGGCCGGCGCUGCAACACUUGGUCUUAUGUGCUGGUCCCAGCAGCCCAGCCUGGACACUUCAUGGUAGACCACAAUGCAGGGCCAGGGCCCAGCAGAGAGGAGAUCCAGGUGGUGGACAGUGACUACACCCAUUUUGCCUUGCUGCUAUCCCGCAGACAGACGAGCAGCUUGACUGUGGUCAGAGUCAGCCUGCUGGGCAGAAACUGGGCACUGCCCACCGGGACAAUGGACAAAUUCUUUUGCCUGGGCAGGACUCAGGGCCUCUCGGAGAGAAAUGUCGCCUUCCCAGACUUGGCUGGUAACAGGGCAACAGGGCACAGGAUGGGAUGGAGCAUGGGGGACCUAGGUGGUGGAAGAGGGGCCCUGCCCUGGGCCUCGAAAGCCCUAGGUCCCCUGGGGGUUGCUGAGGUCUGGCUGGCUCCGGGUGCCUGUUCUUAGAGCCAGCCUGGGCCAGGCUGGGAGGCCUCAUGGCUUCUUGGUCUCUGCCAUCCUUGACUUUGGGCGACCCCCUCCCCACCUUCCCUGGGGUCCCUGUCUGGGCCUCUUCCUCCCCAGUCCCAUGGGGUCUCUGUCCUGGGCCAUCUCACCUCCCCUGGAGUCCCUUUCUGGGCCACUUCCUCCUCAGUCCCCUGGGGUCCCUCUCCUGGCCACCUCCUCCCCACCUCCCCUGGAGUGCCUGUCCUGGCCACCUCCUCCUUGCACCCUGCCCUGCUCACCAGGAACUUGGCUCACCUCAGGAGGAACUCUAUGCCCUGGGCAGCAGCCCCAGCCCAACCACCAGAACCCCGAAGGCCAGGCCCUCCCCAGGAGAGUUGAGGAUACCCCUAGGCCUUCCUCCUCCUGGAACAUUUCCCACUGUGCUCUCAGGUCUGGGCUCUGGGCUUUACAUGAACACAGUCCCUGUACACAUUCACGUGUGUGCACACAAACAUGUACUGACAAACACAUGCUUGCACACUCAACACACAUGAGCACGUGCGUGUCUGUACACACCUGCACGCACACCUGUAUGCCCACCAUGCUGGGCCACUGGGUCUGCAGUGAGUCUGGGAGCUGGGCAGGGGCUUACUGAGCACCAAGGCAGGCAGCACCCUUGGGGGAAAUCCCUUAGCCCCUUCCCAGUGUCCCCUCCCUUGCUGCAUCUCUACACCAUCCCAUCUCUCCCUUUUCCUGUUCCCCUCUGUCUCCUGCCAGAAUGGCAGCACCAGGUGGGCACCUGUUGAAGGUUGAAGCAGCCCCUGCCUUGCAUGCCUCAUAAGCCCAGAGCCGUCAGCAGGAAUAAACACUCCUUGCCAAGCCCACAGUGUGACCACCCUAACCUUGGGGUGGGCGAGCAGCAGAAACAAGGGCUACUGACCUUGCAGGGCCGCCCUGCUGGUCCCCAGCCCUCAAGCGGCAUUGCACCAUCA